Molecule: messenger RNA, 2638 nt
Organism: Nycticebus coucang (slow loris)
Lineage: Eukaryota; Metazoa; Chordata; Mammalia; Primates; Lorisidae
Gene: C4H2orf81
Product: chromosome 4 C2orf81 homolog
Exons: 4
Coding region: 185-2104 (639 amino acids)
Source: RefSeq, a predicted model, not a curated record
CGACGCACUUACGCACGACCGUUGGGCGGGGUGCACGCCUGGAACACGGAGCGUGGUUGCCAGGGCAACUGUGGGCAGGGCGAGCGCCCGGCGCGCCGCGUGGUUGCCGAGGCGACCGUUUGGCUUUGCCUGGGCCCGGACGCAGCUGAAACGCCGAGGUUGCUGCGACCGCGACUGGGUGGCGAUGGCUCACGAAGGCUCGAGGCAGGAAAGGCAAAUGCGAGGAGACCGUGGGGUGACCCGAUCCAAGGCAGAAAAGGCACGGCCACCCACAGUACCAGUGCCACAGGUGGAUAUCGUGCCUGGGAGACUCAAUGAGUCAGAGUGGAUGGCACUUAUGGCUCUAGAGGAGGGAGAGGACGUGGUAGGUGACAUCUUGGCUGAUCUUCUGGCUCGGGUCAUGGACUCUGCCUUUCAAGUCUACCUGGCUCAACAGUGCAUUCCAUUCACCAUCAGCCAGGCCCGGGAAGCCAUGCUGCAGAUCACCGAAUGGCGCUUCCUAGCUCAUGAUGAGGGAGAAUCUGCAGUGGCUGAGGACCCCACGUGGGGUGAGGAUGAGGAGCCAUGGCCCUGCACUACAGACUCUUGGGCUCAAGGCUCAGUGCCAGUGCUGCGUGCACCCACCUUGGAGGGCCCACAGGAGAACUUACAAGGCGAAGUCAACUCCUCAGGAGUCUCUCAGGACUCCUCUGCCCUUCGUGCCUUUGUCUCCUCAACAUCUCACUACCCUGGUGCAUUUCUCCAGGGCCCUGGGAACCUGGACCAGAUGCCUUUAGUAAGAUCACGGAUGAGUAGAGGCUCCCAGGAGCAGAGGGAGUCUUGGGAGCCUUCCACGGAGGUGAGAAUCAUCCCUGAUACCCCUCCCAGGCCAGACGCGUUUCAGGAGGCAGGGCCCAGAGGUCUUUUAGAGGAACCUGACCCCCUGGUCACUAAGUCCUUGAACAAGAGCUUCCAAGAGAACUUCCAGUCGGUUCAGAUGGCAUCUGCUGACAGUCCCGGUCCUCUGGAGCUGUCGCUACCAGUAGACAGCCCCCAGGCCUCAGCCAAGAGGGUACAGCCGUUCGACUCCCAGGUGUUGGAGAAUCUCUGCUAUUGCCUGCCCCAGGUGGACGCGGCUGGGGACCAGCGGGAGCUCAAGACAGAGGGAGUACCCUGGGCAGCCUUAGGCGUGCCGGUCCCCGCUGUGGGCAGCCCCACUGGGCUCAGCCCCUCAGCAUCCUUCCAGCCACAGCCGUCCUUGCGCCUGGAUGUGCGGCUGAGCGUGCCUCCCUACAGGGUCCGUAAGGCGGCCACGCGCCUGGACCCUGCGCGGUUCCCGCGCCAGUGGGUGCGCCCUCUGGCCGAGGUUCUGGUCCCAGACUCCGAGGCGCGCACCUUAGAAGCCUGCCGUGGGCGUCGGCUUAGUAGUGAGAAGACCCAGACGCCUGCAGAACCCCAAUCCCCAAUCCCUGGCGUCAGUGUCUUCCAGGCAGCAUUCUUUCCUUUCCGGUCUGGUGUUCCUUUCCGUGCCUUGGGCCCAGGCCCCAGAGUCCAAUCCUCCACUUUAAACUUACAUUUACCUUCGCCAUCCUUCGGGUCAAAAAUACCAUUCCCCAGUCCUGGGCUCCGCUUCCUUACCAAGCGACCGGCGCUCCUUGAUGUGGCUCACAGCCCCAGCCCCAAGCUGUGGCCCAGUGCUAAGUGGCCUACCGGCUGGGAAGGCGAGGCUGAAAUGCUGGGCGACCUGUGGGCUGGCAGGACUCCUGUGUCGGCACAGGGGCGGGAGCCCACAUCUAGGGAGGGCCAGGAUUUUCACAGAUGGCCUCAAACUACAAGCCAGGUCUUGGAAGCCACGUCCCAGGUGCUGUGGAAGCCCAUGUUGCUGCCAGAAGCCAUGAAGCUGGCCCCUGGUGUAAGCAUGUGGAACCCAGCCACCCAGGUGCUGCUCAGUUCUGCUGUGCCCCGGCAGGAGGACAAAGAAGGUGGCACCUUUCCUCCCAUUGACCAGCACCCCAUCCACACGGCUCCCCUGAAGCCCCAGACGAGCAUGUCACAACUAAUGAAGAACUCAGUCCCCAAAGCAUGGUCACUCCCUUGCAAGCCCCUACCCAAUUCUGAUACCUGAGCCUCUGACAGUGGGAACCGGCCCUUCCCUUUGUUUGCCUGCCAGAAAUAAACACCUGAGUUGCCUUCAUAAUUGGUCUGAUGUCUCUGUUAUUUUCUUCCAAGAGUGUCUACUCUCUCACUGAACCCCAAGGGCAGCAGUUGUCCUGCAGGCAUAUAGGAAGAUAGAAUACUGCGUCCAGGGAAUAGCCUCAUCACCACCCUUAGGAGACCCUGCAUUAGGUCCAAGGCUGCUCCCCUACUGAGGCAUUUUGGGAAAGACCCCCUCCCCCAAGGAGUAGACAUCAGCACUGCAAGUGGGUUUGGCUCUGUAGGGAAAACUUUCAGUAGAGGAGGAAGGGCUGGGCCUGCUUAAGCACAGAGUGAUUCAAGACAUGAGAGACUUGAUUUCCUGCUGAAGCUUGGUCAAUUCACCUUAGACUGAAAGUCUAAAUUUUACUUUUGGAGAUAGAUUUGAGCCUAUGCAGGCCUCAAGGGAGUCCCAACCUUCUUGAUCACUGCCUUGUGGCCAGGACAAUCAGGUGCCUAGGGCACA